Messenger RNA from Penicillium odoratum, 1044 nucleotides. RefSeq names its product NACHT nucleoside triphosphatase. NCBI's taxonomy places the organism in Eukaryota, Fungi, Ascomycota, Eurotiomycetes, Eurotiales, Aspergillaceae. The transcript has 4 exons. Bases 1 to 1044 code for a protein of 347 amino acids. The record is from RefSeq and is a predicted model, not a curated record.
AUGACUACUAGCACUUCUUACGAGGGAGUGAAUUCCGGAAUUCAAGUCGCACAAAACAUUGCUCCGAUCAAUGCAAACAAUACCAACGGAGGGCUACUCAAGGAUUCAUAUCGCUGGAUUCUCGACAACGAAGGAUUCAAAAAAUGGCAAGGCAGUGGGGGAGAUCGUCUCCUCUGGAUCAGAGGUGACCCUGGUAAAGGCAAGACGAUGCUGUUGUGCGGUAUCAUCGAAGAGUUGACAAGACUGAAUGGGAGCGCUGCGAAUCUCUCUUAUUUUUUUUGCCAAGCUACCGACAUUCGCAUCAACAAUGCCACAGCCGUCCUCCGUGGUUUGAUCUAUUUACUUGUCGAGAAGAAUCAAUGUCUUCUCUCCUAUGUGCGGGCUCGAUACGACAAAGCAGGCAAGGCCCUAUUUGAAGAUAUCAAUGCUUGGAGUGCACUGUCGACUAUCUUCACGGAUAUUCUAAAAGACCCAUCUUUGAACUAUGCCUAUUUUAUCGUUGAUGCCUUAUUGAGUGCACGAAUGAUUGUCUCUAGCCGCAAUUGGCCUGAAAUUAUUGAGCGUCUUGAUCUUGCAAACCAGUUGGCUCUAAUCUUGCUAGAGCUAAACAACAAAUCUGUGUCCGAAGCUGUGAAAAAUUUCAUCGAGCAUAAGGUUAAUACUUUAGCCAAGGUUAAGAAGUAUAAAGAGGAGGUUCGGAAAACGAUCUACCGCACUUUUCUUUGGGUAGCCUUAGUCUGUCAAAACCUUGAUCGAACACUAUCAAGGCAUGCUAUUAAGAAACUAGAAGCAUUCCCUCCUGAGCUAAAUCAUCUAUAUGGCCGAAUGAUUGAUCAGGAUCGCCAGUCGGAAGACGCCGAAUUUUGCAAAGAGAUACUGGCUAUUAUGUUAACAGUCUAUCGACCUAUCACGCUUAGCGAACUAACUUCACUUAUUAAAAUGCCAGAUAACGACCACGAUGACUAUGAAGCCCUCUCGGAGGUUAUCGCAGUUUGUGGCUUAUUCCUCACGAUACGAGACUAUACUAUUAUAUUCGUCUAUUGA